UCUGAUAAGAUUGGAAAUAAAAGUAGCUUAGCUGUGAUUGCCGAUUCAUGACAGUCACGAUUGGACUGACUAAGUGGAUUUACUUAAAAAUGACAAAUAUUAGGACGUUGAUUUCCGUGGUUGUUCUUGUCCAAGCGGCCCUAGCUGCGGACAAAGCAUUCUAUACGAAAUUACGGCAAAAUCCGCAAGAGAAUUUCAGCUGUCUAAUCCUCGAAAAAAAUGAAGAACAAACGUUCAAAGGAUUUGAGACGACGGACAAAAAUGAACUAAAAAUCAUUGUAAAAGCAGCCGUAUCUCCACCAAGUGAAAUGAUGUUAACUUCUACUGACGAUUCAAAAAUUAUCGAGAUUUUCGCUAAGACAUCGAUUGUUGCGGACACAUACAUCGACUCUAUUUGCAAGUCGAAAAAAGUUUUGCCGGCGCAUUCCGUUCAUCGCCAACAAAUUAUGGAAGGUCCGGAAAUUGAAAAGAUUGUUGAUGGAGGUGAUCAAAGUAAUAGAAUCGACGUAGUGUUUAUGGGAGAUGGAUACACAGCCGAUGAACGCGAACAAUUCUUCGGAGAUAUUCGACGAUUAACUGAAGAAAUGUUCAAUGGAGAGACAUUCCGAUCUUAUCUACCACUGUUUAAUAUCUGGGCAAUUUACGUUGAAAGCAAUGAAACUGGUAUCGGCUAUGACGGUGCUAAAGACACUCCAUUCAGACUUUACAGGGAACGAGGCCAGUUAAGAGGAAUUUAUACGGGUAAUGCACAAUAUGCUAGAGAGGUUUGUCGGCUAACGGGUCCUGGAGGUUGUGAUUAUCCGUCAUUAAUUGGAAAUGAUGACUACUAUGGUGGAUUGGGCGGAGAAUUUGUUAUUUCAACGAAAUCAAAUCGAACGGGUACUGUUGUACUCAGGCAUGAAAUGGGUCACAAUUUUGUCAAUGUGGGCGAGGAAUAUGAUAACGGACAAGUCUAUAGCGGUGUUAAUGCCGCAGCUAAUCUUACUAUUGUUGAAAAUAAAUGGGGACAUUGGCUUACGCAUGGAACAGCCAGGGCAGAGCGAGCUAUCUUCCGAUUAUUAGAGUAUCCAUGGGCAGAUCUGGAGCUUGGGCAGCAGAUGUUUACUUUUACGUCGGAUGGACUAUAUUCCCGGUGGUAUCUUGUUGUAUCGGUAAGCGCUGCUGGUGAAGAGGAUUCGCUUGAAUUUGUGCUUGACGGAGAAAUUCUUCCGUGGCAAACUCGCGGAUACGAAGAUCGGGAAUUCUAUGAUUGGUUCGGAGAUGAGGCUCUAUCAGAAGGGGAACAUACCUUUACUGUUCGCUCUAAAACUUCCUACACGCACCCCACCAUCCCCAGAAUGCUUUGCUCUGUGAAUCUUCAUGAAUUUGGUAAUGAAGAUGAGUUCCACAUUGACAAUAGCGUAAUCUCAGCGUAUCCAACUUGGGACGUAAGACGACGCGUGACGUAUCGACCAACGAAUGCCGGAUGUCUUAUGAGAAAUAUGACCCACCACGAACUUUGUUCGGUGUGUAAAGAGGGCAUGUGGUACCAAUUUCUGCAGAGAAUUUCGCUGAUAGACGAUGUUAGCGUCAGCCAAACAGUGAAUUCAGACAGAACGAAGCGAGUUGAAGUUAACACAUUGAAAUUGGCCCAUUUGAGGGCACCCGGGAACGAGGUUGAUGGCGAGAGUUUGGAAAUCCGAUGGUACCAAAGUGGAAGACAACGACCGGAAUUUAAUGAUCAGUUUGUGAUUAAUGCUGAAGGUGGUGCCUGGACUGUUGCAGUGAAGUUUAACUCACCAGAGGUCAGACAUGAUCCGAAUGGUCUGUUGCAUGAUUCUGAAAGUUUUUCAGUCACAUUCCCAGUGAAUUCAACAAUGCCAGUGGUUCCGUCUUUGUAUGAACAUUAAAGUUUAACACUGAGCAA
This is a messenger RNA of Bradysia coprophila, 1906 nucleotides long. RefSeq lists its product as uncharacterized. NCBI's taxonomy places the organism in Eukaryota, Metazoa, Arthropoda, Insecta, Diptera, Sciaridae. The record is from RefSeq and is a predicted model, not a curated record. Gene Ontology annotation, molecular function: metallopeptidase activity.